This is a messenger RNA of Lentinula edodes (shiitake mushroom), 3843 nucleotides long. RefSeq lists its product as uncharacterized. The transcript has 13 exons. Lineage: Eukaryota; Fungi; Basidiomycota; Agaricomycetes; Agaricales; Omphalotaceae. The record is from RefSeq and is a predicted model, not a curated record. Gene Ontology annotation, biological process: protein polyubiquitination; ubiquitin-dependent protein catabolic process. Gene Ontology annotation, molecular function: ubiquitin protein ligase activity; protein binding. Bases 203 to 3676 code for a protein of 1157 amino acids.
GCUUCUUCAAAGUUCGUCCAUCUUCUAGAUUCAGUGCAGUCUGAAUUUGUACUCCUACUCGAAACUCUCUACUUGGGGCUUGCUGAAAUUCUUCUGAAGAUAAUCGCGACACGGAUACUGACAUUGCGAUUCCAAACUGUAUAGGGAUAUUCCUAGAUUUUUUGACCCAAACCUUUCGCAUUAACCAUUCUACAUAAUCCUGAUGCUUCCGCUCUUUGACACCGACCGUCGUCGUCGGCAGAUUAAUCUUGGUGGCGCAUCAUCUUCCACCUCACAUUCCUCUAUUCUUGACCAGGCAAAGCUCAGGCGCGAAGAACGAAUAGAACAAAAACGACGAACGGAUAGUGCCGUGAAGGUGCAAGCAUGGUGGCGCGGGACGAAAGAGCAGCAGCGAGUACGUCUGGAGCUCAGAAGAAAUCUUGAGGAAGCGUUAGACAAGGGAGAAUUGUUGCGACUAAACACUCUGCGCAUGCUAGUCGUUGUUAAUCGGAAGCAGACACCAGACACGACUCUUAGUAAAUGGUCCAGAAAUCUCAUCCAAUAUGGCUCUGACCGUGUCUAUGAUCUCUUCGCUGCAUCAAAUGAUGCUGGUCAAAGUUAUAUGGUGCUGCUCAAACAAGUGUUGUUGCUUUUACUGCAGGAAGUAGCACGUAAUGCUCAGCUUGAUCGUUCGGUCGCCCAUCUUGAUCUUCUCAAUUCACUCCUUUCAUCCCUGCCUGAAACCGGCUCAUCGUUCAGUCGUCGUAAAAUAGUAAACGAGUUCAUGGCAUACCUGCUUUCGCAUGGGUUCUACUCGAUAUUGGCUUCUUCAAUACACACGAUCCCUGUUGAGAUGAAGUCUUCGCCUGCUUUACCUCUGCUCAUUACGCUAUCCACACUCCCGUUUUCUACUCUCGAAGUACCCUCUGCUGAAUACACAUUGGCAAUGCAAGGCCUAUUCAUUCAUCUUCUGACUAUUCCCCUCCUUCCCAAUCGCCUGCCCCUACACACUCUUACACAUCUAUCUUCCCAUCUCCCUCUGACGAAGAUGACCGUCCUGUACGCUACGCCUUCUGGUGACAAUUCCAAUGCGCCGUCUCCUUUGUCCGAGUUCCUUCUUGAUAUGACAAACACAGACGCACUUGGUGCCAAAAUUCAUUUAAUUGCCAAUCUCCUUGCAUUCACACCUCCUCGGUAUAGCAAGCUUCCAGGGCCUUCACUAGCCGCUUACUUGCGGCUUCUGGGAGAUGUGUUGAACAUCAUUCCUCCUGGUGCUCUCGAGGGCCCGUCUGCGACUUCUUCCGCGGUUCGAACGAGGAUUUCUGAUGGCUAUAAUUCGGACUCGGAGGAUGACCAUGCAAACAUUCGCGUCUCUAUAGUCUCAUCGUUCAAUACUUCAGCUCCCCUUGCCCUCCCUAUCCUUGACUCUCGUACACUGAAGAGACUUCUUAACCUCCCAUCCCCAACACAUAUCACAUCUAUCCUGUCCGCUUCCAGAUCUCUUGGCUCUUCGCGCUACCCUCUCAUAACCUUCAUUUACGCCAUUUAUGGUAUCUGGCCUUCAAAGCAAAAUGACAUACUUGCUCAUCUUUGGUCAUGGAACGGCGGAGGAUUGGUGAGGGAAAUUUGGAGAGGUUGGGUCAGAGGUGGAGGACUAGGAAGCAACCUAGUCUCAUUAGAUCCUAAAGCUUCCGGUGACAUGGAUGUAGAUAACAAUGCAAGUUCCAACGUCGCCACAUCUCGUUCGAGUCAUUUGGAACCGCUGAAACCAACCAUAACCUCUUCCGCUAGGCUUCGCGGUAUGACAGCACCUAAUGCUGAUGAGGACCCUUGGGCACCAUUACUCCUUCUCGCAGAUUUGUAUUCUCAUGGUCUGAUAACUAUGGGUGACGACGAGUUCUUCUCUUCCGAUUCAACUGUGAUAGGGACUAGGCCAAGUGCCGCGCACCGGAACCCACUCACGUUGGAUGAAAUUUCCACUUUUACACGGCAACUCUUGAAUAUUGCUUGGUCUCUGUGGAUGUAUGGUGGUGAUUUAGAGAUCGAGCCAUUGCCUUCCAUUCUUACUUCAGCUGUACCUAAUCCCCGAGUUCGACUAACAUGGCUCGAAAUUCGCGGAAAAGUCACUAAGUGUCUUCUCGCUAUAAAUGCUCGUGACGCUCGUAAACCAUUUAUGCCGAAGGGUGGUUGGUUGGUUCUGAAUGAUGCCGAAAGUAAUGGUGCUCCGCAUGGUGAAGGUAUGCAUCUCACACCGGAGAUGGCAGGAUUUGUUGAGGCAGCUAUCUUUGAAGCUCAAGAGCUUAUGGAUGACUCCGAAGCAUCUUUGGAAGACGCUCUUAUGGAUAGCGUUAGCUCGCCACGUCGUGGGCCUAGAUCUCAUGCACCUAGCGCGUCGUCCGCUUACUCGAAGCGAAAGCUAAACUAUCUUUCGCCUCGAUUAGGUGUCCUGAACAACAUUCCCUUUGCCAUUCCAUUCCAUGUUCGGGUGGCUAUUUUCAGAAACUUUAUUCACAUGGACCUCGCAGGCCGGAGGACGUCUCGCUCACGGUCCACUCAAUCUAUCAAUCCUUGGGCAAGCUUCAACGCCAUGAAUGAUAUGAGAAACGCAUUUAGUGCCGGAGAACGACAGCAGACUGUAACGAUACGCCGCGGUAGUGUGGCGCAAGACGGAUUUGAUCAUUUGGGGGAUGCUGAUCUGAAGAACCCUAUUCAGAUUGUGUUCAUCGACCAAUUCGGAGCAGAGGAAGCUGGUAUAGACGGUGGUGGAGUCUUCAAAGAAUUCUUCACCUCCCUGUGUAAGGAGGUCUUUGACACCGAUCGAGGACUUUGGUUGAGUAAUGAGAAGAAUGAACUUUACCCCAAUCCGCAUGCGUACGCCACUGAAGCUCACAGCCUGAGCUGGUAUCGGUUUAUCGGUCGCAUUUUGGGAAAAGCGAUGUACGAAGGGAUUUUAGUUGAUGUUGCUUUUGCGGGUUUCUGUUUGGCCAAAUGGCUUGGUCGGCAAUCAUUCUUAGAUGAUCUUGCCUCGUUGGACCCCGAUCUGUACAAAGGACUAGUGUUCCUUAAACACCACACCGGUGAUUUUGAAGACUUAAGCUUGAACUUCACAGUCGAAGUUGAAGAAUUUGGGACGACACGGACCAUCGACCUAAUUCGCAAUGGAUCCAACAUUGCGGUGACUAAGGAAAAUCGGCUUCAAUACAUCUACCUGGUUUGCCAUUUCAAGCUGAGCAAACAAAUCAAAAUGCAAAGUGAAGCAUUUUUCGAGGGUCUUUCUGAAAUGAUUGAACCGAAAUGGAUUCGAAUGUUCAAUCAGCAAGAGUUGCAAAUUCUAUUAGGAGGUGUCAACUCACCUAUCGAUUUAGAUGAUCUCAAAGCCAACACGAAAUACGGCGGACUAUAUGACCCCAAUGAGCCUACUAUUGUAGCAUUUUGGAACGUUGUAAAUACCUUCGACCAGGAACAACGCAGGGCCCUUCUUCGCUUUGUGACAAGUUGCAGCAGACCUCCAUUACUGGGGUUCAAAGAACUCGUGCCUAAUUUUGCAAUACGCGAUGCUGGCGGUGAUCAACAUCGUCUUCCAACAUCGAGCACCUGUGUUAAUUUGUUGAAGCUUCCACGCUACAAUGAUGAGCGAGUAUUGCGCUCAAAACUCCUUCAAGCCAUAAUGUCCAAUGCUGGUUUUGAUCUCUCAUAAAUGCAUGCUCAUAAAUCAUGAUGCUCUUCGUUGACUCCACAUCUUGUCUGUGCGCCAAUCCACAACUUUGUAGAUUUUCUUUCAUGCAGAUCGGAUAUGUGGUUAUGUAUUCUACUACCACCUUGCUAUAAUGUAUGUCUGUAUAUGAUGUUCCAUAGUGUCUCGUU